AUGACAAUUGAUUUGUCGACUGUGCCGCUUGUUGCAGCCACUAUUGCGAGCAGACAAAUUAUCGCAACAAUGUUAAACCCCGUGAAAGUUUUACCAAGCGAUAACGGUUUGCCAAGGGAUUGGAGAGGCUUGGCGCAUCAGUUAGAAUUCAGCUCAAAAUUUGUGUCAAUGCUUGUGUCACAUUCUGAUCCAACAAUGCGCAUAUUCACAGAGCUGGCAGACAAAAAUAAAAAAGACAUUACAAUAAAAGAUUUUCAAGCAAUGAUGGAACAGAUGGAUAGAUGGGACGUUAUUGAUGACACUGAAGCUUUGUUCCAAAGUGAUGCUGAGAGGUAUUUGGAGCAUCAGCAAAGAGCUCAAAUGUCAGCAGAUCCGAUGGACGAAUGCAUUGAUAAAAAAAUACUUACUUUAGAUGAUAUUCACAGAUUAAAGCAAGGUUUAGGAUCGCAAUAUUACGAUGCAUUUCUUUUAUAUGCAGAAGAGGAUAUUGACUUUGUGAAUGAGAUGAUUGAGAAGCUUGAGAUACAAUUUAAGCUAAAGCUGUGUUUGAAAGAUCGAGAUUUGGUAGCUGGUUUAGAAUUUGAACAUGAAGCAGUAAUGGAAUUAAUAUCUGAACGGUGUAACAGAUUACUCAUUAUAAUAUCACCGAAUUUAAUGAAACAUUCAGCAAACAAAUUUUUUUUAAACUAUACUCAAGCUUUAAGUAUCGAAAAGCGACAAAGAAAAAUUAUACCAUGUAUAUACAAAAGCUGUGAAUUGCCAUUUCAACUGAAAUAUAUAUUUAAUUUGGAUUAUAACCGUAAAGGAUUAUUUGAUUUUUGGGGCAGAUUACGUGAUUCUAUACAAGCUCCGAAUUCUACUGCUAUAAGCAGUUCAACUCAAAUAGGAAAUAGCAGUAUAAUGCAGACUACAGAAAUAAAAAAAACUUUCUCCGAUAAGUACAGUGACGAACCUCACAUUACUCAAAAAAUAAAUGAAGAAGCAUUAAAAUCUCCACAACAGAAGAGUGAAAAUUGUAAAAGUGAAAUUAUCGCGAAAGCAAUAAGUGAUAUAGAAACUUUAAAUGUUAAUAAUAAAAAGAAUAAGACAUUGUUACGAUGGGAAAAAAUUACUUCAAAUUUGAAGACGAAGCAAACUAAAAAAAGUGAUCAGUUAACUACAGAAGCAAUUGUUCAAAAUCUGCCAUCAGUAGAUAACUUAGACAGCUUAGAUUUAUCAAGUACUCACGUAUAUAAGAAAAAGAAGAAAAAUUUAUUUAGCAAGUUUACAAAGAAAAAAAUUCCUGUGAAGACUUGAAGACAAUCUUUAUACAAAGAAUUGUAUAUAAAAAUCAUAUUUAUAUGGUAUGU
Messenger RNA from Mycetomoellerius zeteki, 1349 nucleotides. It is a transcript of the gene Myd88, whose product is annotated as myeloid differentiation primary response protein MyD88. Gene Ontology annotation, biological process: Toll signaling pathway; defense response to Gram-positive bacterium; toll-like receptor 4 signaling pathway. Bases 1 to 1296 code for a protein of 431 amino acids. Gene Ontology annotation, molecular function: Toll-like receptor binding; TIR domain binding. The transcript is spliced from 7 exons. The record is from RefSeq and is a predicted model, not a curated record. Lineage: Eukaryota; Metazoa; Arthropoda; Insecta; Hymenoptera; Formicidae. Gene Ontology annotation, cellular component: plasma membrane.